AUGCAAUGGUCUAUUUUUCGCUGUUAUAGCAGGUUGAUUGAAGGUAAUGAGGAGAGAGAAGUGAGUGAAUCUGAGGAGAAGAAACCUUACAAGUGUUCACACUGUGACAAGAAAUUCAGUCGGUCAUCAAGUCUGAAACUACAUGAGAGGAUCCACACUGGAGAGAAACCUUACAAGUGUUCACACUGUGACAAGAAAUUCAGUCAGUCAGGAAACUUUAAAACACAUGAGAUGACCCACACUGGAGAGAAACCUUACAAGUGUUCACACUGUGACAAGAGAUUCAGUGUGUCAUCAAGUCUGAAACUACAUGAGAGGAUCCACACUGGAGAGAAACUGCACACAUGUGAUCAGUGCGGGAAGAGUUUCACGAUAAAAGCAAACCUUACGUCACACAUGAGAGUUCAUACUGGAGAGAAACCGUUCACUUGUGAUCAGUGCGGAAAGAGUUUCUCACGAUCAGAAAACCUUAUGACACACAUGAACAUCCACACUAGAGAGAAGCAGUACACAUGUAAUCAGUGUGACAAAACAUUUUUGAGGGCUCCAGAACUGAAGCAACACCUGAGAGUUCAUACAAAGGAUAAGCCACAUUCGUGUAAUUUGUGUGGAAAGAGUUUUUCAUGUCCAGAACAUGUAAAAUUGCAUCAGAAAAUACAUGCUGCUGUGAGAGAUUACAUGUGCUUUGAGUGUGAAAAGACUUUUACUACAGCGAGCCAUUUAAAACUGCAUGAGAAGAUUCACACUGGAGAGAAACCUUACAAGUGUUCACACUGUGACAAGAGAUUCAGACUGCCAACAACUAUGAAAACACAUGAGAUGAUCCACACUGGAGAGAAACCUUACAAGUGUUCACACUGUGACAAGAGAUUCAGUGUGUCAUCAAAUCUGAAAAAACAUGAGAUGAUCCACACUGGAGAGAAACCUUACAAGUGUUCACACUGUGACAAGAGAUUCAGUGUGUCAUCAAGUCUGAAACUACAUGAGAGGAUCCACACUGGAGAGAAACCUUACAAGUGUUCACACCGUGACGAGAGAUUCAAUCAGUCAGGACACCUGAAAGCACAUGAGAUGAUCCACACUGGAGAGAAACCUUACAAGUGUUCACACUGUGACAAGAGAUUCAGUGUGUCAUCAAAUCUGAAAACACAUGAGAUGAUCCACACUGGAGAGAAACUUUACAAGUGUUCACACUGUGACAAGAGAUUCAAUCAGUCAGGACACCUGAAAACACAUGAGAUGAUCCACACUGGAAAGAAACCUUACAAGUGUUCACACUGUGACAAGAGAUUCAGUCAGUCAUCAAAUCUGAAACUACAUGAGAGGAUCCACACUGGAGAGAAACCUUACAAGUGUUCACACUGUAACAAGAGAUUCAGUGUGUCAUCACAUCUGAAACUGCAUGAGAGGAUUCACACUGGAGAGAAACCUUACAAGUGUUCACACUGUGACGAGAGAUUCAAUCAGUCAGGAACUCUGAAAACACAUGAGAAGAUUCACACUGGAGAGAAACCGUAUCUCUGCACGACAUGUGGGAAGAGUUUCAGUCAUUCAGUUUCUCUACACAAUCAUACAAAAAACUAUCAUAACUUUGAUUGUACCUCGCCUGAACUAUUGCCUGUCUGAAGAUUACCCAUUUGCCUCGCCCUUUGGAUUACAUUACAGAGAGUAGUGAAAACAGCAGAGCUCAUAAUUGGACAUAAACUCCCAGCCUUACAGGAUAUCUAUCAAACUCACUGCUUGAAAAAGGCUCGCAGCAUCAUCAAGGACUGCACUCACCCUGCUCAUCACCUGUUUGCCUCACUGCCAUCUGGCAGACACUUACGAUCCAUCUGAUCAUGGACAACCAGACUGAAGAAUAGCUUUUAUCUUCAAGCCAUCAGACUGCUUAACAGCCAACUAUCCUUCAUCUAAAACCGGAAUACAUGCUGCCUUUAAGUUUAUUAUUUAUUGUACUUGCACUGCAACUUUUAAUAGUUUUUUCUUGUAGCUCUGCGAUAUUCUACAAAUACAUUUUGGACACUGCUCUACCCCAAUAUUCUAUAUUAGUAUCUCAGGACUAGUUAAAUCUCUUAACAAUGUCUACCCCUAUUGUAUCGGUUACUGCCACUUAUUUUUAUUUACUGCUCUGUCUGUGUUUAUUGUUCUGUCUAUAGUGACUUAAGUCACUCAAUAUCUCCAUACCAUCCAUUUACGUUUAUAUCUGUAUAUGUUAAUUUUUUUUAUGUGUGGGCCUGUUAUUGUCCUUGUAGUCUGAGCCUUGUCACAAUCAUUUCAAUGCCCAGUUUUUCCCAGUGUUACCUAUGCAAAUUAUAAAUAAAUGACUCUUGACCUCUUGACAUUUGCCAUCGAUUG
Molecule: messenger RNA, 2355 nt
Organism: Carassius carassius (crucian carp)
Lineage: Eukaryota; Metazoa; Chordata; Actinopteri; Cypriniformes; Cyprinidae
Product: zinc finger protein 271-like
Exons: 3
Coding region: 1-1626 (541 amino acids)
Biological process (GO): regulation of transcription by RNA polymerase II
Molecular function (GO): RNA polymerase II cis-regulatory region sequence-specific DNA binding; DNA-binding transcription factor activity, RNA polymerase II-specific
Source: RefSeq, a predicted model, not a curated record